AUGUCUGAACCAAUUAAAAAGAAAAAUGGGGACAUUUCGAAAGCUCCAACACCUCAAAAUACUCCAUCAAGUGUUACUACAUCAUAUUUAAAAUCUCAACCACCAACUGUAUCAACAAUUAAUGAAGAUAUAAAUGAAGAUAAAUUAAAUCAAACAUUAGCUAAUAAUCCAGUAUUAUUAUCAAUGAUUCAAGGUAAAUUAGGUGAUUUAGUUGGUAAAAAUUCAGGUUAUGUAGCAACUUUAUCAAAACCUGUAAAGAAUAGAAUUUUUGGUUUAAAAUCGAUACAACAACAACAAAUGAAAUUAGAAGCUGAAUUUCAAAAAGAAUUAUUAGAAUUAGAAAAGAAAUUCUUCAAAAAGUAUGAACCAUUAUAUGUUAAAAGAAAAGAAAUUAUAGUUGGUAAAGUUGAACCAAGUGAAGCAGAAAUUGAAGAAGGUAAACAAUUAGAUGAAACUUUAGAUGAAGAAGAAGAAGAGGAAGAAGAAGAAGACGAGGAAAAACCAGAAGAAAAACAAGAAGAAUCAGCAGUAGGAAUUCCAGGAUUUUGGUUAACAGCAUUAGAAAAUUUAUCAACAGUUCAAGAAACUAUAACAGAUAGAGAUUCAGAAAUUUUAUCAAAUUUAAUUGAUAUAAGAAUGAAAUAUUUAGAAACUCCAGGAUUUGAAUUAAUUUUUGAAUUUAAAGACAAUGAAUAUUUAAAUAACAAGACAUUAACAAAAACAUACCAUUACCAAGCAGAAUUAGGUUAUUCAGGAGAUUUUGUUUAUGAUCAUGCAAAUGGUUGUGAAAUAAAUUGGAAAUCAAAAGAAAAAAAUCCAACUAUAAAUAUAGAAAGAAGAAAACAAAGAAAUAAAACAACAAAACAAACAAGAACUGUUGAAAAAUUAACACCAACUGAAUCAUUUUUCAACUUUUUUGAUCCUCCAAAACCUCCAAAAAAAAUUGAUGAAGAUAAAGAAGACGUGGAAGAUGCAGAAAAUGUAGAACAAGAAGAAAAAGAUGAAGAAGAACAAGAAGAAGAUGAAGAUUUAGAAGCAAGAUUAGAAUUGGAUUAUCAAUUAGGUGAAGAAAUAAAAGAUCGUUUAAUUCCAAGAGCUGUUGAUUGGUUUACUGGUGAUGCAGUAGAUUAUUCUUAUCCUGAUGAAUUUGAAGGUGAUGAAGAAGGUGAAUAUUCAGAUGAAGAAGGUGUAGAUGAUGAUGAUGAUGAAGAAUUAGGUGAUGCUGAUCAUGAUGACGAUGAUGAUGAUGAAGCAGAAGGAACUGGUCAAAAACAACCACCACCUGAGUGUAAACAACAAUAA
Lodderomyces jiufengensis is the source of this 1302-nucleotide messenger RNA. RefSeq names its product histone chaperone (gene NAP1). The transcript has a single exon. Gene Ontology annotation, cellular component: nucleus; chromatin. The record is from RefSeq and is a predicted model, not a curated record. Gene Ontology annotation, biological process: nucleosome assembly. NCBI's taxonomy places the organism in Eukaryota, Fungi, Ascomycota, Pichiomycetes, Serinales, Debaryomycetaceae. Gene Ontology annotation, molecular function: histone binding; chromatin binding. Bases 1 to 1302 code for a protein of 433 amino acids.